Nanorana parkeri is the source of this 1618-nucleotide messenger RNA. RefSeq names its product cytochrome P450 3A29-like. The transcript is spliced from 13 exons. Gene Ontology annotation, molecular function: oxidoreductase activity, acting on paired donors, with incorporation or reduction of molecular oxygen; steroid hydroxylase activity; iron ion binding. The coding region runs from base 74 to 1603 and encodes 509 amino acids. NCBI's taxonomy places the organism in Eukaryota, Metazoa, Chordata, Amphibia, Anura, Dicroglossidae. The record is from RefSeq and is a predicted model, not a curated record.
AGAACCAGAAGAAGAAGAAGGGAAAGACCUGGCAUAUACAAGGGAAGGUCCAACAACUAAGGAAGAUAAAAACAUGUAUUUCCUCCCAGAGUUCUCCAAGGAAACAUGGAUUCUCAUAAUCCUUUUGCUGGCGCUUCUCACUUACUAUGGGAUUUGGCCUUACAGAAUUUUCAAAAAGUAUGGAAUACCGGGUCCUAAACCCCUGCCAUUUAUUGGAACGUUUCUUGAAAACAGACAUGGGGUUUUUGAAUUUGACGUGGAAUGUUUUAAGAAAUAUGGCAAAAUAUGGGGUUUUUUUGAUGGUAGGCAGCCAGUUCUAGCUGUAAUGGAUCCAGCAAUCAUAAAAAGCAUUCUUGUGAAGGAAUGUUACAGCCUAUUCACUAACAGAAGGAAUUUUGGACUCAACGGACCUCUACAUUCUGCAGUAUCAGUAGCUGCAGAUGAACAAUGGAAGCGAAUACGGACUGUGCUGUCCCCUACAUUCACCAGUGGAAAACUGAAACAGAUGUUUCCGAUCAUUAAACAUUAUGGAGACCUUUUAGUGAAGAACAUCCAGAAGAAAGUGGAUAACAGAGAACCUCUAAACAUGAAGGACAUCUUUGGAAGCUACAGCAUGGACAUUGUUCUCAGCACAUCAUUCAGUGUAAAUGUGGAUUCACAGAACAAUCCAGACGAUCCAUUUGUGGCCAAUGGCAAGAAGCUUUUCACAUUCUCCUUUUUCAAUCCAUUGUUCUUAAUCACAGUGCUUUGCCCAUUCCUUAUACCUCUUUUGGACAAACUGAAUUUCUGCUUUCUUCCUUUAAAUGUUCUCAACUUUUUCCAAGAUGCCAUAAAAAGUAUAAAGAAAAAUAGGCAGAAAGGUAUUCAUUCGGAUCGGGUGGAUUUUCUGCAACUCAUGGUUGAUUCUCAAACCAAAGAUGGGACAUCAAUAGGAGAGGAGAGUCAUGGUUACAAAGAACUGACUGACACUGAGAUAAUGGCCCAGGCACUUAUCUUCAUCGUGGCAGGCUAUGAGACAACUAGCACUACCCUUAUGUUCAUGGCCUACCUUCUGGCAGCACACCCUGAUGUCCAGACUAAAGUGCAGGAGGAAAUUGAUACCCAUUUACCUAACAAGGCUUCUCCCACAUAUGAAGCUCUGAUGCAGAUGGAAUAUCUGGACAUGGUGAUUUACGAAUCCCUGCGACUGUACCCUGCAGCUGGAAGAAUUGAAAGAGUCUGUAAGAAAACAACAGAGAUCAAUGGAGUAACCAUACCGGAGGGAGUUGUGACUGUGAUCCCAGUUUUUGCUUUACACCGAGAUCCUGCACUCUGGACUGACCCAGAGGAGUUCCGACCUGAAAGAUUCAGUAAGGAGAAUAGAGAAACACAAGACCCUAACACCUUCCUUCCAUUUGGAGCUGGGCCCCGCAACUGCAUCGGGAUGAGGUUUGCUUUGGUCAACAUGAAGUCAGCCAUCACUCUGCUACUACAGAACUUUCAUUUCCGAACCUGCAAGGACACACCAAUCCCUCUGGAAAUUGACACCACGGGGUUUUUAAAGACAAAAAAACCUGUUAUACUCAAUCUGGUGCCCAGAGAAGCUCAGAAGACAGAACAUUAGAUCUGGAAGACAAAG